AUGUGCAGGGUCAGGACUCGGGCGCGGGCUCGGCUGCAGCGGCGCCCGGGCCAUGGCUGGCGGGGCCGGUGCUCGGGAUAUCCAGUUCCCAGACCUGCUCUUGUGUUGCUGAACAAUCCGGAGGAAGAGCCAUCGCUCCGGGAGCAUCAGGAUCUGGAAGAAAGAGAAUUACCUGAGACAGCUGAUUUCAGGCUCCUAAUUAAGGAGGAUGAGGAUGAUAAGGAAACUGCUGAGAACCUGGGACAACUCGAGACACCAUUCAGAGACCCAGAAAAGGAAUAUAAUUUGCUUUUUUCCAUCCAGGGCAGCCGUGCUGUGGGGAGAAGAAACAAACUAGCUCAAGCCCACCUGAAAGGAAAGCAUGUUGAAACCACAAAUCCACAGCAGCUCAGCCCAGAUGAGAAACCUCACCAAUGUAGCGAAUGUGGGAAAAGCUUCCAGAAGCGUGGGAAUCUGAAACGCCACUUUCGGACGCACAGCGGGGAGAGACCCUACCCCUGCCCGGAGUGUGGAAAGAGCUUUCGCCAAAAGCACCAUCUGGUAACGCAUCAGAGAACCCAUUCAGGGGUGGCGCCGUAUAACUGCCCCCAGUGCGGGAGGAGCUUCAGCACAUCAGCCCACUUUAAAACACACCAGAGCACGCACCUGGGGGAGAGGGUGUUUCAUUGCCGCGAGAGUGGGGAAGGCUUCCAGACACACAGGGUUCUUCAGGUUCACCAGCGAACUCACGCUGGGGAGAAGCUGCAUGUGUGUAACGACUGUGGGAGAAGUUUCAGCUGUAAGCAAACUCUUAGGGUCCACCAGAGAAUCCACACUGGAGAGAAACCUUACAGAAGCCCUGGCUGCGGGGAAAGCUUUUGCAUGCCCGUGCAUCUCAAAUUGCACCAGCAGAUCCACAUGAGGGAGCGGCCCCAUACGUGCGACGAGUGUGGGAAAAACUUCUGGAAGAGUGAGCACCUGAAGAGGCACAAUCGGAUCCACACAGGGGAGCGACCCUUCGCAUGCACGGCGUGCGAGAAGAGCUUCACCCAGAAGCAGCACCUGGUGAAGCACCAGAGGACCCACACGGGCGAGCAGCCCUACCUGUGCAGCGAGUGUGGGAAGAGCUUCCGGAUACGCAGAGAUCUCGGCGUUCACCAGCAAACCCACACGGGAAAGAGGCUCCAUGUGUGUGAGGCUUGCGGGAAGAGCUUCAGCCACAGACAAUCGCUCGUGAGGCACGCGAGAACUCAUGCCGGGGGGAGCGCCUACACGUGUGACGACUGUGGCGAAGGCUUCGCGGUGCACAAGCAGCUCCGACAGCAUCGGCAGAGUCACGCUGCGCAGACGGCCUCCGAGCACACCUGCAGCGAGUGUGGGAAGAGCUUCCGCAAGAGCGAGAACCUGAAGCGCCAUUUUCACACGCACACAGGGGAGCGCCCAUUCCUCUGCACCGAGUGCGGGAAAAGCUUCAUCCAGAAGCAGCACCUGGUGACGCACCAGAGAACCCACACGGGCGAGCGGCCCUACCUGUGCAGCGAGUGCGGGAAGAGCUUCAGCACCGGCGAGUGCCUGAAGAUCCACUGGAGAAUCCACACGGGCGAGCGGCCCUACCUGUGCAGCGAGUGCGGGAAGAGCUUCCGGACACACCGGGUGCUGAAAGUUCACCAGCAGACUCACACCGGGGAGAGCCUCUUCAUCUGCUGCGACUGCGGCAAGAGCUUUCGGCACAAGCAGACUCUGGUGACGCACCAGAGGACGCACACUGGCGAGAAGCCCUACAGCUGCAGCCUUUGUGGAGACGCCGUCAGGACUCUUAAGCUCCUCAGGAUGCAUCAGCACAAGCACACAGGGGUCCGGCUUUACACCUGCAGCGAGUGCGGGAAGAGCUUCCAGAAGGGCAAGAACUUGAAACGCCACUAUAAGACUCACACGGGAGAGAGACCUUACCAGUGCACCCAGUGCGGAAAGGCCUUCAGUCAGAAGCAUCAUCUCCUCAAGCACCAGCGAACCCAGCACGGGGACAGAGCACAUGUGGAUGGGGGAUACGCACCCGUCUUCCCCCAGGGUGAACGUCUGCAGUGUCCCCUGGAAAGCCACCUGUACAGGGAGGAGCUGAGUGGGGAGCUCCCAUUCCGGGUGGUCAUUGUCGAUGACUUUCCUUUUCCUGGCAAUGAGGCACCGGGGUAAUGGCCUAUCUGGAAGGAGAUGGCAGAUGAACAUCUCAAGCAUUGGGAACUGAAUCCAGGAAAAUCUCUUGGGUGAGUGAAGAUCAACAAAAGAUAUUGGAGAUGCUCCCAAUUGUUGUGAACAUCUAACGAGCCACAAGAAAUCCAGGGUAACCAUCUACCCCUUUUAAAUAUGGGGAGAUGUAGAAACACAUAUCUGGGGGAAAACUCUUCAGCAAAGUGGGCCGCCUUAUGGACUUAAGAAUGGCAGGAAUCUUUCAGGUGUAUGAACUUCUGGUCAGCCAGGGAAGGCUGUGAGAGUGAGUUUCAGAAACAAGCAAGGAACCGUUCAGCACAAGGGAGCCCACGCAGGAGAGAGGCCAAAUCAAUGGAGCGAUCGGGUGUAUGACUGGAGAUCGCUGAGCAGAGUAAUAACCAAAGGAAGGAGACAAGAUGUCUAGCGUGGCAAAAGGGGAAUCAGUGGACUAGCUGGCUGAAACGGAGCAAUGGUAAAUGUGGGCUGAAUAACAGUCUCCGAAAGGGAGACCUACUCGUCUGUGACAUGGUCUCCCAGAGGAAGUGGUGGAAGCCCCAAAGCUGGGACCUUUUAAAAGAAGAUUGAGCAAAGCCUGGGGGAGCGGUGUUGCCAUGGCAAAGGGGAGGAGUGGUUAGGGUGACCAGAUGUCCCGAUAUUUAGGUGUUUGUCCCACGUCCUGACCUAUCUUUGGUCGGGACACAAUUUGUCCCAAUAGUUUUUUGCUCCACCGGCAGCACUCGGCUUAUUAUCUUUUUUUUUUUGCUCUGCCGGCGGAUCCCCUUCCCCACACAUGUCCUGAUAUUUUCUCCCUCUCAUCUGGUCACCCUAGGAGUGGUUGAGGUGGCUUAAUAUGUCUCUCAUGUUCAGCUGCAAAAUCAAGUUAUCAUCCACAGCAGACCAGUGAAGCGAGAAACCAGGACUCGAAGACGACAGCUGGAAAUGAAAACCAAACCCAACCCACCUACUGUUCAAGGGGAUGCCCCGUUAAGGCCAGAUCCUCAGCUGGUGUGAACUGGUAUAGCAACAGUGACUUCAAAGGCGCUAUCCCAGUUUACACCACCUGAGGAUCAGGCUGUCCUUCAAAGGGGUGUCCAGAGGAAGGACGUGAGUGGAUUUGCCGUUUGACAACGCUCCAAGUAAUCACCCUGCAAUGAGUCCUCCUCAAAUCCAUAGGCCAAAGGCAUCCCUGAUGUAAAUCUCCUGCCUUCAGUGGCAAUACACCAGUGAUUGAUUUGGCCCUUGGUCUCAUACUAUAAACAGGAGAGGAAGCAUU
Gopherus flavomarginatus (Mexican gopher tortoise) is the source of this 3457-nucleotide messenger RNA. Its product is annotated as oocyte zinc finger protein XlCOF6-like. The transcript has 3 exons. Lineage: Eukaryota; Metazoa; Chordata; Testudines; Testudinidae. The record is from RefSeq and is a predicted model, not a curated record. The coding region runs from base 1 to 2169 and encodes 722 amino acids. Gene Ontology annotation, molecular function: DNA-binding transcription repressor activity, RNA polymerase II-specific. Gene Ontology annotation, biological process: negative regulation of transcription by RNA polymerase II.